CGGCCCUCUAGGGCGUCACUUCCGCUGCGCAACCUGGUUAAACGAGCGUGGCGGUAGAGGGGCAUCGCGUGGAGGUUGCGGCGCGUGGAUAAUAGGGUGUGAGGGACUCCGGAUCGGCGUCUCGGGAUUUGGCUUUCUAUAGUGGCCUCAGCUCCAGCUCCACCUAUGUGGACCGCGGAUGAGAUCGCUCAGCUGUGCUAUGCACACUAUAACGUCAGACUGCCCAAGCAGGGGAAGCCUGAGCCAAAUCGUGAGUGGACCUUGCUGGCAGCUGUGGUGAAGAUUCAGGCUUCAGCUAACCAAGCUUGUGACAUCCCUGAGAAGGAAGUGCAAGUGACAAAGGAAGUUGUCUCAAUGGGAACAGGAACAAAAUGCAUAGGCCAGUCCAAGAUGCGAGAGAGCGGGGACAUCCUCAAUGACAGCCAUGCUGAGAUCAUAGCCAGAAGGAGUUUCCAGAGAUACCUUCUCCAUCAGCUCCAUUUGGCAGCCGUCCUGAAAGAGGAUAGCAUCUUUGUUCCAGGGACCCAAAGAGGACUGUGGAGGCUCAGACCUGACCUGUCGUUUGUGUUUUUCUCUAGCCACACACCCUGUGGGGAUGCCUCCAUCAUCCCGAUGCUCGAGUUUGAAGAACAGCCUUGCUGUCCUGUCAUCAGAAGUUGGGCCAACAACUCACCUGUACAAGAGACUGAGAAUCUAGAGGAUUCUAAAGAUAAAAGGAACUGUGAAGAUCCCGCCAGUCCUGUAGCCAAGAAGAUGAGGCUGGGAACACCUGCCAGGUCACUCUCCAAUUGUGUAGCUCACCAUGGGACCCAGGAAAGUGGUCCAGUCAAACCAGAUGUCAGCAGCUCUGAUCUCACCAAGGAGGAACCAGAUGCUGCCAAUGGAAUAGCUUCAGGUAGCUUCAGAGUGGUGGAUGUGUACAGGACGGGAGCCAAGUGUGUUCCUGGAGAAACUGGAGACUUGAGAGAGCCAGGUGCUGCCUACCACCAGGUGGGGCUACUUCGUGUAAAACCUGGCAGGGGAGACAGGACAUGCUCCAUGUCCUGCAGUGACAAGAUGGCAAGGUGGAAUGUCCUCGGAUGCCAGGGCGCACUGCUGAUGCACUUCCUGGAGAAGCCUAUCUACCUGUCAGCUGUGGUCAUCGGGAAGUGCCCGUACAGCCAGGAAGCCAUGAGGAGAGCAUUGACUGGCAGAUCCCGAAUCAGCAAGGUGGAACUCUUUAGAUCAUUCCAGAAGCUGCUGAGCAGCAUUGCAGAUGACGAGCAGCCAGACUCCAUCAGGGUAACGAAGAAGCUGGACACCUAUCAGGAGUACAAGGAUGCUGCGUCCGCCUACCAGGAAGCCUGGGGUGCCCUCCGCAGGAUACAGCCGUUUGCGUCCUGGAUCAGAAACCCACCCGACUACCACCAAUUUAAAUGAACUCUUGCUGGUAUCAGGACCCUUCGUAUCGGUCUGCCUCUCCCUUCAUGCUGAACGAACCUCUGCUUUUCUGGUGGUUAAAUCCCAGGAGAAUGAGCUGCCUUCUCCCAGAGCGCUCGCUGCACCUCUCUGGUGUCAUAAAUGGACCGCAGAACCUCAGCAAUCUAUACUUGACUGGAGCAGCUCCGUGCUAAAAUAGCCUCUCAGUAAUGCUCUUGAUGGCUGCCUUCAAUUGUGUUUUAUUGGUUCUUUAAAAUACAGCAUCAGAUGCUUUUAAAGUAGCCUGCAGCAGCUCUGGUGUAGAUCUCCUUACAUUGAUUCAGCAAGGACGCAUUGGGCUGAAAUCAUCUUAGGGUGCUGGAAGCUUUAUAGCCUCUCCCGGACUCAUGAAAACCAUGUAUUUCCUGUUUGCAGCCUUCCUUUGUAACCAUCAUCACUUCCCAGUCCUCAGCAACUAGACAUGGUUGGAGUUAGCUUUACCAUCAGGCUCAGCACAGGACUAGCCUCGGAAAGCUCUGUUCUCAGACUUACCAAGAAAGGUUGGUUGGUUUGGGUUUGGGUUUGGGUUUUGGUUUUGAGACAGUCUCACUUUGAAGCCACCAUCAUUCCCCACCCCUCUUUCUCUUUCUCUCCUUUCCCUUUCCCCCUUCCCCUCCCCCUCCCUUCUACCUUUUGCUUGAGACCGGAUCCCUCUCUCUAUAGCCCAGCCUGGCCUUGAACUCAACAUGAAGCCAAGGGUGACCUUGAACUCUGAUCUUCCCACCUCUGCCUCUAAGUGUCACCUCAAACUUUGCUUCCUGGAUUCUCUUCUGAGCAAUGUCAUGAGGUCCACUAUAGUCUUGUAACUGCCAGUAGCCACCGUCUUUUCCUACCACACAGAGACAGCCAGCCAAGAAUGAAGGCUCCAGCCUGCACAAAACCACAUGAGGCAAAUGCCUGGUUUGAUUGUCUUUAGUGUCUUUAUCUGUGUGGGCCACACUGUCGAGGUGUGUGUGUGUGGGCCACACUGUCACGGUGGGGGGGGGGGCACACUGUCACGGUGUGUGUGUGGCAGUAAGCAGCUGUAUCAGCUGAGCAAUCUUACCAGGUUCCUGUUCUGACUAAAUUGUUUUCUUUUUAACUCAGUUCCCAAAUGCCUUAAUUUCCUACAACAAAUCAGCAAACGACGUAGCAGCUAACCCUGUUUAACUGUCACCUAGGAGAGAGCACUCAGCUUAUUCCCACCUGGAAGCAGAAGCUCUGCUUGCUACUCAAUGUCACUGUGGUUUAUAGUGUUUUGUUUUGUUUUGCUUUGCUUUGCUUUGCUUUGCUUUGUUUUUCCACACAGGGUUUCUCUGUGUAGCUCUGGCUAUCCUGGAACUCACUUUGUAGACCGGGCUGGCCUCAAAUGCAGAGAUCUGCCUGCCUCUGCCUCCUGAGUGCUGAGAUUAAAGUUGUGUGCCACCAUGCAGUGUUCUUUUAUGAGAUUUUUAUAUUAUAAAGACUUGAAUUAAAUGUGAAGUAGUAACAUUUUUUAAUUACUUAUUUCACAUCCUGACUGCACUUUCCCCUCCCCUCUCCUCCUAGUCCUUCCUCCCCCACCUCACCUUCCCCUACCCCCAUCCACUCCUCCAUUUCUCUUCAGAAAAGGGCAGGCCUCCAGUGGAUAUCAACCAACCAUGGCCUAGCAAGUUGCAGUAAGACUAGACAAGGCAACCCAAACCCAGUAGGAAGAAAGGGUCUCAAAGAGUAAUAUAUUUUUACUCCUAAAGUUAUAAUCUGUCAAGUUUACUCACACCCUUAGUCACUGGCAUCUGGGUAGAAAACACUGAAGGCUAACCACUAAAGGCAACUUCCCUUGAGCUUCACUUACUGUCUCAAAGCGCUAAAGGUGGUAUUUAAACAUCCAACAGCCUGCAUCCUAGUUUAUGCUCUUAAAACCCAAGUUUACACUGGGGGGUUGGGGUGCAUGCCUCUAAUGCCAACACUUGGAGUUCCAUGUCAGCCAAAGCUGUCUGUCAGAGACAGAGAAACCCUGUCUCAUAAAGCCCCAAAAAAGAAAAGUUUAGAAUUGUAUGUAUGCCUUAACAUCACAUCUCUGUAAUCCUGGCAAGUGCUUGCUUGCUUGCUUGCUUGGUCUCAGACUGUGUCUUCUGAAACCUAGGCUGCCCUGGAACUCCUUAUCUUCCUAAAAUCCCAAGCCAGAAAGCAGCCCUCUCCAUAAGUUAUCCCACGUAUCCUGUUUAUCCUCAGUCAGGCAACAUUGUCCAGUGUGAGCCUUGGGCCAAACCCAUGAAGACCUCUAGAGAAAAGGUGGCUCUGAUUAUCAUUUGACCUGUGUCCCUCCUGUGUCCUCUCUGGGCCCUGGCUGCAGCAAACCUGGUUUCUUUGGUAAAAUCAGAGAAUAUGAGGACAUUCAUGCGUGUCCCCACUCCCCAUCCAUCCACUCCACUGGUGCCCAUAGACCACCACCAGGAACAGGACGGCCAGCAGGACCCUUUGCCCCAUCUCAUCAGAGAAACUAGGAAGGGCCUUCCAUAUGGUAGGCAAAUGCUCCAGCCCAACCACCAGUGCUACCCCACCCAGGGGUCUUUUUUAAUUAAUGUGAAGGAUUUUAUAUUUUAAACUGUAGAAAAACUAGAAGCCCCUCAGAAAUGAAGCUGCACAGGAAUUGGAACAGCAACUCUAACCCAUGCGUAAUUCCACAAAAUUGUGUCUUCAACUAAAAAAAAAAAAGGCAAAUUUGGCUCUGGAGGAAAGAUUACAUUUACGUGUGUGCCUAAAUAGGGUCUAAUGUUAUGACUCUGCGUGUGUGUGUGUGUGUGUGUGUGUGUGUGUGUGUGAGAGAGAGAGAGAGAGAGAGAGAGAGAGAGAGAGAGAGAGAGAGUUUUCCUCAGAAUUUUCAGAACCUAAUCUGAUUCAGCCGUGUCUGCCACCACCUGUGUGCGCACAUAGUUCUUCUUCAGGAUGGAGGGAUGCCACGUCAAAUGCCAUGCUUUAUGGAUUCCCCAGUGCCAGGCAUGAGCUCACUGAGGAAGUUGCUGUGGAGAAGAAGGGGCUGCCCUGGUUGCCAGCUGGAGAGGUGCAGGCCCCCUGUCUGACCUGCUUGUGUCUGUGGCUGCUGGAAAGCUGCCUCCACCCAGACCUAGAACAAGGUUCCUAAGCCAGAGUUUUCCAGUUUCUAAACAACAGCCAUCCUGCCACCAAUAAAACCAGAACUUGUGUAUCGUGUCUGUGUGUGUGUGUGUGUGUGUGUGUGUGUGUGUGUGUGUGUGUGUGUGUGUGUGUGUGUGUGUGUGUGUGUGUUUGUUCAGGAGCCCAAGCAAACCUUCCCAAAGGCACUGAGCUGGCUAACCAAAGGGAGUGGCUAGAUUCAGAAAGAGCCAGGCAGGCUCCGGAUGUACAGCCACACCAUCCUGACUGUGCCUGAGCUCAGAGCCAGGGAGGCCGAGGUCGAGGAGAGAAAGUAUUUUCUGAGCAGAAUAGUUCAUUGUAUACCUCAUUUUGCAGAAUCAUAGUUGCCUUGACUUUACACACAAAUCUUUUUAAAAACAUUAAAAAAAAAAAAAAAAAAAAAAAAAGCAAGCUAGGCAGUGUUGGUGCGUGCCUUCAAUUCCAGCUGAUAAAAGUUGAAGGCCAGCCUGGUCUACAGAGCUAGUUCCAGGACAUUCAGGGCUACCUUCUAUCCUGAGAAACAAAAGCAAAACCAAAAAACCGAAAUUAAAACUAGCUGUGUCUGUAACUGAACCAGCCUGUUUCCCUGUAAAGCCAUCCAAGUAGAUCCCAAAUGAUUUUCAGGUGGUCCUGUAGCCCAAAGGACAGAGAGAAAUGAGUCAGAGACGCUUCAGAGCUGGAGUAGGCAGCCUUUUUAGUCAGUAUUUAUUUAGACUGGGGACAGUGGGUGGGAGGCAGCACUUGGUAAUGCGUGCAAGUUGCUACUUUCAGUCUCCUGCACUAGGAAAAACAAAACCACACGUUGCUUGGUUGGUAGUGUUUGUUUGUUUGGUGAUGUUUUGGGAGGAGGCCCCCCGCUGGCCUCUAACUCUGUGAUGUUCCCAUCCUAGUUUCCCCAAACUGCUGUUACAGAUGGGUGCUACCAUGCCUGGCCAACAGUCAGGGUUUUACUUAGGGUAUUAAAUAGAGGAAUGCAGAUCUUGUGGAAGUUUAUGAAGGUCUACAGUUUUCUGUGCUCCUUUUUUUUUUGUUGUUUUUUUAAAUGUAAUUAUACCUCAAUUUAGAAUGUGUUAGAAAAAAAGUCCUUAUUACUUGGAAUCAGAAUAAAUUUGAGUACAGCCAUGGAUGCAAAUGACAUGAUAGUACCAACUCUGCCACCAACAACCAGCUGUAUGCUGGGAAGGCAUUUAACCUUUGACUUGUGACCUCCAUUCUGUUCUACAAAAGCAAGUACCAGCAACUAGGCUGCGCAAGUGUUUUCAAGUGUAGGGUAGGCUUUCUCAUUUUUUUAAAAAGUUGUGUGCUGCGAAUCAAACUCAGCAUCUUUCCGCAUGCUAAGCAAGCACUUGGCUCAGAGCUUUCCCUAGUUCCACUUUUUAGCAUCUCUUAAUUGGGUGGGGUGUGGCAUUACAUACCUUAGAUUCACACAUAGGAGGCAGAGGCAGGCAUACCUCUGAGUUCAAGGCCAGCGUGGCCUACGGAGUUCAGUCCAUCCAGAGCUAAGGAGUAAUACCCUGGCUCAAAAACGGAGGCAGAAGAAACCUCUUAAUUGCCUAAGUAAAGCACUGGGGAAUUUUCCUCAAUGUAAAGGCCUGCUGUUGAAUGGAAGACACUCUGAUGCUGUGACCCUCUGACCUGCCUAUGGCCUCAGUUAUACUAGUGAUGGGGGGAGGGGAGGGGGACUUUUGUGUUAAUCUAGCAGCCUGGGGACUCUGGUGUGGAUUUGCUGUUUUGCCCUUAUUCGGAUGAGUCAGCAAGGGUUAGGAACCAACCUUUCAAAUCAAGUCUGAUUGGCACUGCUUUCCGGUGUCCAAGUGUGGCAGAGGCUGGGGGGUUGGGGGGCGGGGGGGAGGCAGAGGCGGAAAGUCACUCCAAGUAGGAACCCAAACUGCCAGACAUUGGUCUCAAGUACACGUCCCUUGAAACUGGCCGUAUUCCCAAGGGAAGAGCUCACAAUGGAAACAGUGGUGGGCAUCUGUCCAGGCAGCCAGGAGAAUGAGAUGCGCUUUGAACCCAGAGGUGUCUCGAAGGGAGGCACGGUGGGCCCCUCAGCAGUGAAACCAACCUGGCCACUGGGCGGUAUCACAGAGCCCUUUCCCAGCUCUGUCUUCCGUUCAGCAGCAGGCCUUUACAGUGAGCCUGUGGGGGAACUGCUGAGGAAAUGUACCCGGAGGUAUCCCCGAUUCUCUGGACAGCAGAUGAAUGCUUAGCCUUGGGUGCCGUCUGCCUCGAGUUGGGUUUCGUUGAGAAGAAAAGUGUUUCUUGAAGUCUUAGGACCCUGCUCCUUCCAGAUAUUUAUAUUCAUUCCUCCUAUACACAGGUUCAGCAUCUUCCUGGUUUUGGUUUUAUUUUUGCCUCUUGUGAGAACUGUCCUUCCCACUGGUAUCUUCCUGCAGUAAUAAUGUUGUUCAGCUAACCACUGCUGUCAGGAAUGUCUCUCUAUAGAAGCUUAUCAGUAACUCCUGUAUUGGGAGACUGGCCAGGCAGAGGAGGAAGGGAGAGAAAAGAGCUCUGCUGGGAACAUUCAUAUUACCUUCCAAACUCUACUUGAAAGCCCAGCUCUGCCUUGAUGUCUGUCUCCUUCUGCAGUUCUUAGGUCGUGAUCCUAACUCCCCAUAUGACAGUGGUAGCACAUGACAGAAUCUUUGAGGGAGAUCAGGCAGAGCCCUCAGGAAUGGGAUUGGUGUGAUGCCAUAAUGGUACCUGCCCUGUCCAAGGACAGCCUGGGUCAUACAAGACUCUGCCUCAAUAAAAUCAAUAAAUACCUCAGAAAGAUCCCCACCAGUUACAACGUAGUUAGAAGAUGACCAUCGAGAAACAGGGAUUGUGUCUCGCUAAUUAAUCUGUUAAUUAACCCACAUAUUAACUAAUUAAUACACAUAUUUAAUCUGUUCUUCCUGGCUUCCAGACAUAUGAGGGAUCAAUCUGUUGUUUAUGAAGCACCUCCCUUACCAUAGUUUAGUAUAACAACUAACCAGAUUACGAUAAGGGCCAUAGCUGCGGGGGAGGGAGGGCUCACACCUUUAACACCAGCACUCAGGAGGCAGGAACAGGCAGAUCUCUGAUUUAAAGGCCAGCCUGGUCUACAGAGCAAGUUCCAGGACAGCCAGGGCUACACAGAGAAACACGGUCUCAAAAAAUUAGGUAGGUAGGUAGAUAGAUAGCCACAGGAAUUUAGUUUUUUGCUUGAAAUACUUCAGAAUUCUAAAACAAUGGAGUAUAAAAUUGGUGCAAGGCUCACAAACCCAAUUUUCAAGAAACCAAAACUCACGUUAAACUAGAGUGUACUUCAUGCCCAAAGCAGACCCAUUCUAGACCCAUGCUAGAUCUAAAGCAUACGUACAUUCCUGUGGAAUAUAUACAAGGGCAGGCCUCCUCCCCAUCUAACCUAGCAGACCCCCGGUGAGUCUGGCACUGGGUUAGAGUGGAAUGUGGCCCUAGGAUGUACUGGUUUAGGAUCCUAGGAAGGUAAUCAAUCAUCCUCAGAGUGUCAGAAUCCUCGCGCACUGGCAUCGGGGCUGGGAGGGUGAAAUUCGGUCAUAUACAGCACAGGUUUGAGAGGAGGGCUGUCUCCUGCACUGACAGUGAUUUGUGCUUGGGAGCUUCCAGUCUGGGUCUGCCCUUCAGCUCAGAAGCAACUGUGUCCAAUCUGCUGUCUAGACUUACAGAGCUAAAAGCUUACCCUCAGUGGAAGCCUACUGGACAAACCUGGUGGUGGAGGCAGGUGCCUGCAUGCUGGUGGGCGCUGCUCUGCCCACAUCUGCUUCACUCUAGGACCCAGCAAGACGUACUGAAGCCACUGAUGACAGACCUACAUGUAUCCUCCUACUUAACUCUGUGGCUUUGUCACCCAGCCACCCACAAGGAUUUUGUUUUGUCAGUUUCUUUCUCCUUGAGAAGGAGAAAUGGCUGCACUUUUUAAACUUUUCUAUGACCCGGUCCAAUGUAGAAUUUUUUUUAAAAUAGAAGCAUUUUUUUUUCAUUGAUUAUUCACUUUAAGGCCAGAUCACAGGCCCCUCCAUCCUCCCAGCCCCACCCUCAAACCUCCUCCCCCAAGAGGAGCAUUUCUAUUGGCUGCCUCCAAAUGCUGCUCAGAAGAACUCCUCAGAAGGCAGGGAUGAGGGAAAGGAGAGGGGUGUGAGCUCUGUAUCUGAGGUCUGGGAAGACGCACGCUCUCCCCACGAUGCUCCUUAGCUCUAGAAGAUGACGGACCCGUUGACUUCGCAGGGAACACAGCACAGUGGGAGGCGACUGUGAUGGAAGCCAGUGCCCAGCGGAGGGGAGGACACAGUAACCUUGGGUGGUGUGUUCUAGGGUACCUGCCUUCCCGGAAGGCUCAGGGACUAGCAAGUGGCACAUAUGGGAGUUCUGAGGGGAAGCAUGUAAGGUAGAGGGCAUCCUAUAAGGGUAGAGAUGCGGACAGAACAUGACAGAGCCCAGGCGGGUUUGGGAGGAUGCUGACUGUGCAUCUGAGUCAUCCUGCAAGGGACAAUGGCUUUAGCCUGCCAGCUCAGCGCUCUGGAGACUUGGGGAGAGGUCAUGGGAUAGACAUUACUCCUCGGGAGCUCCUUGUCCUCUAUACCAAAGAUACAGGACAGAGACGACAGCCAGGAGGCCAGGAUUUUAUGGUGUAGCAGGGGCCAUAGAGCAGUAAUUGGAAGAUAACUGGUGAGGUGCAGGCAGUGGUGGCUUGAGGGAACUGACAAGUUCACUGAAAGACUCCAGGUCACUGGCUCAGAGGUACUGGCUCAUCAGUGUUUAGUACAGGUUGGUGUAGCAGAGGUACUUGCAGAUCAGUGUUUAGUACAGUAGUGUCCACAGGAGCAGAGUGAUGAAGCAACCUCAGUGUCCAUUAUUUUCAGCCAUUAAAAAACAACAAAAAUUUAUACCAUGUGCAGGAUGGUGGGUACAACUGGGAAUAAUAAUAAUAAAAAAUUAGUUCAGGGCUUUCUCUCAUUUGUGGGAAAAUUUGUGUUUCUAUACAGCACAGUUGCCUCCCACUGUGCUGUAUAGAAACACAAAAUCACACACAUAUGUGUAGAAGCAAAAGUGGGAGAACAAAGAGACUAUGGUGGGGGGCAGGAGAGGACAAGGGGGUACACUCAACCUACUUUACAUACUUGCAUAAUAAAAUGACGUUUUUGUUUGUGUGCCCUGGCUGUCCUGGAACUCACUCUGUAGACCAGGCUGGCCUCAAACUCAGAAAUCCGCCUGCCUCUGCCUCCCAAGUGCUGGGAUCAAAGGUGUUGCACUACCACGCCCGGCUAAAUGACCUUAUUUAACCCAAUGAAAUGAAACAUGUAAGUGUUGGGUUUAUGGCCCAAGCCCAUAGGAUACUUACCACACAAACAGGAAGACCUGAGUUCAGUCUCCAGAACCCACAUAAAGCCAAGCAUGAUAAAACUAGGUGCGACUGUGCAUACCAGUAACCACAGCAACUAGGAAAACAGGAGGACCACCGGGCUCACUGGCCAGUAGGCAAAGCCUAAAGGGCCAGUCCAGGUCCCAGUGAAACACCCUGUCUCAAAAAGAGGUAAGCAGGACGUGGUGGCCCACGCCUUUAAUCCCAGCACUCUGGAGGCAGAGGCAGGCAGAUUUCUGAGUUCGAGGCCAACCUGGUCUACAAAGUGAGUUCCAGGACAGCCAGGGCUACAGAGAAACACUGUCUCGAAAAAAAACAAGAGGUGGAUAGCUCCUAAGGAGCUGAGGUGGCUGACCCUUGGCUGCCAUAUGUACAUGAGUACACACACACACACUCACCUGCAUGUACAUAUACAAAUUCAAAGUAACACAUUUACCAGGCAAGGCAAGGUACCAGCAGUGAUGGAGGAGACUGUAUGGAUGACUAGAUUUUCAGGCAUGUACCAUGUACCCCCAGCUUCUGUGCUGUUUAUAUUGUAAACACGGUCAGUUUCUCAUGUUCUACUCUGUAUCACACCAUAGCUUUGGGUUGUUCUGUUCUCAAGAGCCCACCAGACUGACCUCAGAUUCAUACCCGUCUCAGCCUUGGAGAGCUGGAUUAGUUCUUCAUUACUGCUACUACUGAUGUUGUCCUUUGUCUACUGGGCCUGGUCUCUCCCGCUUCGAGUAUCUUACAUUCCUUGUUAUUCUGGACUUUCUGGGGGACUUUUAUUGAAGUGGCAUUAAUGACACAUGUCUGAUGUGGCUGCAUCUUUACUCAGAUGCAAGUAUGCCGCAUCCUUUACUCCAGAUCUGUUUGUGCCUCCUUGCAAUACUGUUUGCUUAUUUUUCUCCUCAAAUGUCUGUGUUAAAUUUAUUUCUAAAUGUUUCUAGGUUUUGCUCCUGCCAGCAGUAAAACAUUUUUUUCUUUAA
This is a messenger RNA of Mus musculus (house mouse), 10905 nucleotides long. RefSeq names its product adenosine deaminase, tRNA-specific 1 (gene Adat1). Gene Ontology annotation, molecular function: tRNA-specific adenosine-37 deaminase activity; tRNA-specific adenosine deaminase activity; adenosine deaminase activity. The coding region runs from base 166 to 1419 and encodes 417 amino acids. The record is from RefSeq and is a predicted model, not a curated record. The transcript has 8 exons. NCBI's taxonomy places the organism in Eukaryota, Metazoa, Chordata, Mammalia, Rodentia, Muridae. Gene Ontology annotation, biological process: tRNA processing; RNA processing. Gene Ontology annotation, cellular component: nucleoplasm.